Molecule: messenger RNA, 960 nt
Organism: Symbiodinium sp. CCMP2592
Lineage: Eukaryota; Dinophyceae; Suessiales; Symbiodiniaceae
Source: the annotation of a GenBank genome assembly
AUGGCCAAGCCAUCUUCUCUUUGGGAAGGCGAUGGGAAAACAAAGCCUUACCUUGACGAGGUCAAGCCCGACUCCAAGGAAUGGAAGGGUAUCGAGGACCACUUAUGGCACUUGGGUGGCUCAGAGGUGCAAGGCUUAGAGAUUCUGAAGAUCGAGCGGAACGAAAACUGGCACCUCUUCUCUCAAUACCGCAGCUACCGCAAUGGGCUUGAUGACGAGGGGAAUGAGAAGUACUUGUUCCACGGCAGCCCAUCUGCCACCCAUGAGAUCAUGGAUGAAGGGAAAGGUCUCGAUACUGCAUAUGCAAGCCAGGAGUUCAACGUGUACGGUGUGGGCAACUACUUCGCCCCCGACCUGCGGCUCUCGCUGUCUUUCAUCCGGGCCCAACCUGGGCAAGCCCGGGAAAUUCUUUUGUGCCGAGUGGCUUGUGGAAGAGUUGGAGAGCGAGACCGGGUGGCCCCACAGGGUGCUUCACGGCAACAGUGGAGAGGUGCCUUGAUACUGACGCAAAACGAGCUCGCCCCAGAGGGUUGCCAGUCGGCCACUUCAAGACACCGGAAAGAGCUGGUGGUCUACAAGCAGAAUCAUGCCUAUCCAGCAUACAGGAUCACCCUCCGCUACACAGAUGAUCCGCGCGAUCCAUACGAGUCUCCAUCAUUAUUCAACGAGCUACGAGUGCUUGAAGACAUCCCGGCGGCACUCGAGAAGAUACUCGGGCUACCCAGCGCAAAGCAGCUCAAGCAUCCCAAGGCCGCUUUCGGCUCCUGGCCAGGCUGCAAGGCCAAGCCCAAGCCAGACUCUAACAGCGCAGACCUUGCAGCAGUUGCAGUCUUCUUUGCAGCAGCCAAGGCGCCGAUCAAUGAGAUACACAUCAAACAACGGGGACAACUAUCACGUAGAAGUUCAACAAUUGCCGGGAUCAAGUUUGAUGAUCUCCAUAAACAGUGCUUCUUCUGGUAG